Messenger RNA from Racocetra persica, 332 nucleotides. The record is from the annotation of a GenBank genome assembly. Lineage: Eukaryota; Fungi; Glomeromycota; Glomeromycetes; Diversisporales; Gigasporaceae.
UCGAGAGGUUAGCAGGGAGAGUAGUUGGUGAGGCGAAAGGAAAAGGUGUCGAAGCACAAGAGUGGGUAGCACCUGAUUUGCAGUAUACGGUAUUGGAGAGGUCUUUAGCAAGCGAUGCUGCAGCCGAUGGUUCUAGGAUAUGUGAUAGAAUCACUACCACCUUUGGAAAUGGAUUUGUCCAUACCAUUGGAGGAUGGAUUCGAGGGCAAUUAUGCUGUAGUUGGGAUGGUGAAAGCAACGAAGGAGAGAGCAUUGUGAAGGGAAAGAGAACGCGAUUCGAUUCUCCCAUGUAUUUCAUAGUUAUGUGGUUGGAAUGGUCGAGUGACAAAUGA